Molecule: messenger RNA, 3273 nt
Organism: Manis pentadactyla (Chinese pangolin)
Lineage: Eukaryota; Metazoa; Chordata; Mammalia; Pholidota; Manidae
Gene: KRT36
Product: keratin 36
Exons: 7
Coding region: 1629-3029 (466 amino acids)
Molecular function (GO): structural molecule activity
Source: RefSeq, a predicted model, not a curated record
UACCAUGUGUAGGAAGCCCCUACAACAAAGGGUUAUGGAGUCUGUGAUGCCAGCAGGGCUGAGGGGGAGAAUCCCUGAGACAGCCCCAGUCUAGGCCCUGCUGGGUGGGCAGAGAGGGUGCAGCAGCCGUAGACAACUGCUGCUGAGACAGCCAGCGCUCUGCAGGCCUGACACCCCCACUCUCACUCCCAUCUGAGGUGUCUGUUGCACUGGGUGAGGUGUGCGCACCAUGGCCAACCCUCCUGAGUAAUUUCAGAAAGAAGCUUAUAAAGCAUUUUAAGAGGUUGGUAAAUUGCAAUUUCAGAAGCACAUAAAUGCUUCUAUAAAUGCCAGCUUUGCAAACAAAGUCUAUGUGGGAGAAGAGUAAAGAGGUUGCCCAAGCCUCGGGAAAGGCCCUGUUGGGAGGUGGAUGACCACAUUUACCUGUGGUCCUUGAUUGUCAGGUUGUCCUCCCGACUUGCUUGACUACUUGGCAGUGCUUUGUUCUUUUUAUUACCUGUUUGUCCAAAGAGCCUGCACAGACCACCUUGGUAACCUGUUCAGGGAUUGAGUGGGCUGCUCAGGGCAGGCUGUCCUGGGGUCCCGAUUCUGUCCUCUGAGGUUCAGGGAUCGGCAGGCCGAAAAGGAAACUGUCCUCUAAAGCAGCCCCAUUCGUGGGCUCACACCCACGAUCCAUUGCUGGCCAUAGCCUUAAACCAUCAUCAAAGACUAAUCAGUAUUUUGACAGCAAUCUGUGUUUUACAAAACACCUUUUCUUCUGUUCUGUUUGACCCUGCUUGUCUCUUUGUGAAGCAGCAGGGCAGGGCGAUGACCCUACUGUCCCAGUGGGGACACUGAGGAUGCCAGAGAGGGAGUGAAGUGCUCAUAUCACAGGGCAGAUUGUCAGCAGAGCAGAGCCAGGAUUUAGACCUAGGUCUCCUGCCCCUAAAUUCUGGGUGUCUGCACUUGGUGUGAGGGGGAAGCAGCAGGACAUGGGUGUGGGAUUUUGGGUCCGAGAGCCCUGGUUUCAGAUCCAGACUGGGUUACUCCCUGUUCACCUUGACCACGCUUCUUUAUUUACCAUUCUGAGUGUCACUUUCUUCCCAUCAGUAACAUGGAGGCAGUAUUGGCCUGCUCCUGGGAUGGCUGUGAGGUAUAAAUGAAGUAACUGUGAGCCUGGCACAUAAUAGCUCCACGAAUUUUAGUUUCCUUUGCUCCUUUUCCACCAGCCUGGUGGCCCAGGUGCAGGAGAGUGGCUGGAGUUGACGAAUGGACAGGCUGGGCUCCUCAGGAGAAGGCACGAGGAAAGGGCAGGAACCAAAAUGUCAUUCAUGAGGCUACUCCCGGUUUAUGGGCUCUGGUGCAGUCUUUGAAGAGGCAAUAAAGUUUACAUUCUACUAGGAAAUGACAACAGCUGAGAGUCCUGACUUAGCAAUCCAAAUUCAAAAAAAUUUUUUUUACAAGGUAAGGAAUUCUGGAUGGGUAGCAAAAAUCACGUUCUAAUGUGAUUAGCUUUCUGGAAUAGGAAUAGGCUUUCCCAAGAGUAAAUGCCAACACCCCAUGGAGAGUGUAUAUAAACGCCCCAGAGAGGCCUUGAGAGUCUAGAACCUGAGCUCCUUGCUAUCCUGUGACCUUCCUCUGCUAGCAUCAUGGCCACCCAGAUCUGCUCCCCAGUCUUCUCCUCUGGGUCUGUCAAGGGCCUCUGUGGCACGGCAGGCAGCCUCUCCCGGGUGACCUCCGUCCGCUCUCUAGGCUCCUGCAGGGUUCCCAGUCUUGCUGGUGCUGUGGGAUCAGCCUCCUCCAUCAGGCUGGGCCUCUCCGGUUUCGGGAGCUGCUUGCCUGGCCCCUACCUGUCCACUGGGUGCUACCCUUCUGGCUUUGGGAGUGGGGGCUUGUUCUUUGAGGGCGCCUUCAAUGGCAGCGAGAAGGAGACCAUGCAGUUCCUGAAUGACCGCCUGGCCAGCUACCUGGAGAAGGUGCGCCAGCUGGAGCGUGAGAACGCUGAGCUGGAGAGACGCAUCCGGGAGUGGUAUGAGGCUCAGAUCCCGUACAUCUGCCCAGACUACCAGUCCUAUUACAAGACCAUUGAGGAGCUCCAGCAGAAGAUCCUGCUGACCAAGGCUGAGAAUGCCAGGCUUGUCCUGCAAAUUGACAAUGCCAAGCUGGCUGCUGAUGAUUUCCGGACCAAGUAUGAGACGGAGCUGGGCUUGCGGCAGCUGGUAGAGGCCGACAUCAAUGGCCUGCGCAGGAUCCUGGACGAGCUGACCCUGUGCAGGGCCGACCUGGAGAUGCAGGUGGAGUCCCUGAAGGAGGAGCUGUUGUGUCUCAAGAAGAACCACGAGGAGGAAGUCAAUGCACUCCGAGGCCAACUUGGGGACCGACUGAAUGUGGAGGUGGAUGCUGCCCCCACAGUGGAUCUCAACAAGAUUCUGGAUGACAUGAGAUGCCAGUAUGAGACCCUGGUGGAGAAUAACCGCAGAGAUGUGGAGGCCUGGUUCAACACUCAGACCGAGGAGCUGAACCAGCAGGUGGUGUCCAGCUCCGAGCAGCUGCAGUCUUGCCAGACUGACAUCAUCGAGUUGAGACGCACGGUCAACGCCCUGGAAAUCGAGCUGCAGGCCCAGCACAGCAUGCGGAGUUCCUUGGAGUCCACCCUAACGGAGACCGAGGCCCGCUACAGCUCCCAGCUGUCCCAGCUGCAGUUCAUGAUCACCAACGUGGAGUCCCAGCUGGCCGAGAUCCGCUGUGACCUGGAGCGGCAGAACCAGGAGUACCAGGUCCUCUUGGAUGUCAAGGCCAGGCUGGAGUCGGAGAUCGCCACCUACCGCCGCCUGCUGGAGGGAGAAGAUUCCAAGCUGCCCCCGCACCCCUGCGCCACCGAAUGCAAGCCUGCCAUUAGAGUGCCUUACAUCCCGGCUGUGCCCUGUGCGCCCACGGUGCCCUGUGCCCCGGGCCCCCAGAUCAGCACCCAGAUUCGCACCAUCACAGAGGAGAUCCGAGAUGGGAAAGUCAUCUCCUCCAGGGAGCACCUGCAGCCCUGCCCGCUGUAAGCCUGCCCGGCCCCCUGGCACAGAGCCUGGCCUGCAGGAAGGUGGAACAGCCCUGUGACCCGGCUCCGCACAGCCUCCUCCCUGCUCCCCCCAAUUCCUAGAGGGGUUCCCUGCUUGGCAGAUUUUUCUAUCAAUAUACUUCUUAUAUCAUGUUUCUAGACUUAACUGCUUUUACCCUAUGCAAAACUAGGCUUCCCUGGAAAUUUCCCCAAUAAAGUGUGUUCUCUUGGCAUAGCAAAUUUGA